This is a messenger RNA of Iphiclides podalirius (scarce swallowtail), 1869 nucleotides long. The record is from the annotation of a GenBank genome assembly. Lineage: Eukaryota; Metazoa; Arthropoda; Insecta; Lepidoptera; Papilionidae.
AUGAAUGAGGUCCGUUCCAGCAAUUUUGUCAUUAGCUACGACCCGAGUUUCGUAGAGCAACACUCUAAUAGUUCAGAGUUCAAUGAUUCACCCAAAGCAUUCGUGUCGAAGUGGGGAAAGCACGUGCAUGUAACAAAGAGCUGUCUUCUGCGACAAGUGGAGAACUAUAAAGGAAUCGAAACGCCGAACGAAGUCGCCACAAAUGAUGGCAAAUGUGACCAGACGAAACACCUAGCCGACCAAAAGAUAAGCAUGGAGAGGCUUUUGAACUGUCACAAUUACGAGGAAGACACUAAAAGUGUUUACCGCAUUAACAGCUUUCAAAGCGGCCGCAGUGUCGUUAUAAAAAAUACUUCGAAGUUCUUGAAGACACAGCAAAUGUUCCCGGGCAUUUCGAAUAUGUUCAACGCCCCGACAAAGAACUCUGGAAAGAAAUUCAAGAACUCGUCUUCCGAUACCAAUGAUGAGUUUUAUUGCGCCCGUUGCGAAAGAAGACGUGUCAGAAGGUUGAGAAGACGACUGUACUACGACAUGAUAACCCCACGUUACAUUAUCGGUGAUUACAGACCACCGAUUUCCGUCGGACCAGCGAAUGAACUGAGAUCCUCAUUAUUUUACAACGCCAAAGAAUAUAGAAGUCAGUUUUACGAAUACAGCUCCAGCAGUCUUUCCUCUUUCGACUCUGAAAUCGAAUACAAUUCCUGGCAAAAUAACGACCAUAGGUACGUGAAAAAUAAUAUUCUUAAAGGCUACGUGAAAAAUAUAUCAAAUCGAAAAUACUUCAAGGACAAGAAACAACAGUGUCCCUCCAGAAUCAGGCAUUCGGCUCCAUAUCAGGUUAUUGCAACUCCAUGUUGGGAGGAGCCUAAAACAAGAAAUGCCGAAACAAACGCAAGCCCCCGCAGCGAGUUGCCAUCUGCCUCUUCCAGUUUUUGGGAAUAUGUCGUUGAUAAAAUAACUAAGAAGCAGAUGAAGCAACAAAAUAAACAAGUGGAUUCCGAUUAUUGUUGUCCAUGUAAGCAUUCACAAACAACAGAUAAAACACCGAAGAUACCAUGUGGCGCUAAGGCAUCACAGACAACUGCAAAUGAAAUUGAUAAGAAACACAGUAAAGUUUUUACGGGUCAGGAAAAAAACAUAGCAAAGAUUGAUUUGAAACCCUUAAAGGAGUUGGCGAGUAAAGCCUGCAGCUGCGAAUGCUUUGGUACGUUCGACACUGCUUCCAGAGAUGUCCAACUGAAUCCAAAGAAAGUUGACAAAUGUGACUGUGCGGUGUGCACUUCACCUAAACUAAAACAACCAUAUCCAAAGGUGAAUGUGAAAGAAGAAUGUGCCCCUAGUAAAUCCAGAACAGUGAAGAAGGAAAAGACAUGUCAGGCUUCGCACGAGGAAAUCAAAAAGAUACUGAAACAGAAAUAUAAUGGAGAAAUACUGUGCAUUCAUAAUCCACCUUGCAUUCUUAUCAAUGGUUGCCUCAACUUGCCCACAACUAGUGUGAAGCCGACGACAGUCUACCCGACCCAACUAAAGAAAGGAAGUGUUUAUAACAUGUACAAAAGAAUGUGGCGGCAAAAGGGCAAGGCCCCCGAAAAUGUUGACAGUGACUUUGCUUACGUCCCGUCGAAUGUCAGAUUGCCGUCGCGGUCGCGCCACGCGGAAGAACUGAAACAUACCUUCUUCCAAAAUCCGCUCUGCGAAUUGGUGCGUUUGUGCUCUAAGCCCAAAUACGCCACCGACUCGGGUAACCAACGGGCUACUUUCAAAAGGCCUACAAACUGUCCUCCACAACGGCCGAAGAGUUCCGGCUGGCCUAGUGACGUGCCCGUCUACCGCAAGAGGCGUCUGCUGAAAAUGAUCAGGGCGAGACAC